CUCAGGUGAGAUCUGUCUUGAUGAUUUUUAACAAGAUGGAGUCAUAUUGAAAAAGAGGAGAUCGCAUCAUUCAGCGAAUUUGGCCUCGGGUAUUUUAUUUGGAGCUCUGCUGCGGUCUGGAUCGGGUGUCGCGGCGAUGUGACGCGGGGUUUGUAUAACCGACGCGGCAUUUUAAAAGAGCCCGUACAAGAACGAGACGCAGCUCUGAGCUCUGUUGACUUCUUUGCUUUAAUCUAUACCAGAGGGACUGUGUCUAGAAGACAGCAAUAUUUGCCACGCGUCUCCGGUCCAUCGUCACGAAACAGCCCAGCCGCGGGAAUUGCAGAACACAGACCUAGAUUGCCAGAAUACCCCGCCUUACUCACUACAGUACCGUUCCAGGUCCAACUGUCGCCAUGCCUGUUUAUCAUGUUGUUCUCUUCAAACUGAAGCCAGAUGUAACUGCUCAGCAAGUUGACAAUUUGCGAGAAAUGGUUCUUGGCAUGCAUGGCCAGAUUCCAGGCUUGCUCAAGAUCUCCUUCGGAGAGCCGCUGCCGAUUACAGCUGCGCGAGCACAGGGAUUUAAUAUUGGAAUCGUCGCUAUUCUUGAUAAAGCCGAUACCAUUCCGAUAUACGCAGCUCAUGCAGCUCAUCAGCCGGUGAUGAAGAAGAGAGAAGAACUUUGCACUGAUGCGUUGGCUUAUGACAUGGAAUUUGACGUCUAGUGCCCUGUAUAUAGAACUCCAAGAAUCUGUAGUGAGAUUUAAUUUAACUCUUCGAUAAGCCGUAGAAAAAAAGUUAUCGCUGCUAUUUAUCUUGCAAAUGGAAGACAAUGGAGUUCAGGAUUGCCAUCUCCGUUGUUAUUUAGCAC
Messenger RNA from Trichoderma harzianum CBS 226.95, 850 nucleotides. RefSeq lists its product as hypothetical. The transcript is spliced from 4 exons. Lineage: Eukaryota; Fungi; Ascomycota; Sordariomycetes; Hypocreales; Hypocreaceae. The coding region runs from base 396 to 704 and encodes 102 amino acids. The record is from RefSeq and is a predicted model, not a curated record.